GGCAGCAGUGCGGGAGGCAUGGAGCGAGGGCGGCAGGUGGCUAACUUUGGGGCCGGGCCGGCGAAGCUGCCGCGUUCGGUGCUGUUGGAAGCACAGAGAGAACUGGUAGACUACAAAGGACUUGGUAUAAGUGUUCUUGAAAUGAGCCAUCGGACCUCAGAUUUCACAAAAAUUUUAAAUACAGCUGAAAAUCUCCUGCGUGAAUUGCUAAAUAUACCAGAAAACUACAAAGUUAUUUUCCUCCAAGGAGGUGGAUCUGGUCAGUUCAGUGCAGUCCCACUUAAUCUUAUCGGUUUAAAAGAGGGAAGACAUGCAGAUUAUGUGGUUACUGGAGCUUGGUCAGCAAAAGCAGCUAAAGAAGCGGAGAAGUAUGCAAAAGUGAAUAUUGUCCAUCCAAAACUAGGAGCCUAUACAAACAUUCCUGACCCAAGCACUUGGAAUCUUAAUCCAGAUGCAUCUUAUGUCUAUUAUUGUGCUAACGAGACUGUUCAUGGUGUGGAGUUUGACUUUGUACCUGAUGUUAAAGGAGCAGUCUUGGUUUGUGAUAUGUCAUCAAACUUCCUAUCCAGACCUGUGGAUGUUUCCAAGUUUGGUGUGAUUUUUGCUGGCGCUCAGAAGAAUAUUGGCUGUGCUGGAGUUACUGUUGUGAUAGUACGUGAGGACUUGCUGGGAUUUGCACUGAAAGAAUGCCCCGUAGUACUGGAUUACAAAACACAAGCAACGAAUGGUUCCUUGUAUAACACUCCGCCGUGCUACAGUAUUUAUAUCAUGGGAUUGGUACUGGAAUGGAUAAAGAAUAAUGGUGGAGCUGCAGCUAUGGAUAAACUCAGUUUGAUCAAGUCACGAAUGAUUUAUGAUAUUAUAGACAAAUCUAAUGGAUUCUAUGUGUGUCCAGUAGAGAAAAAGAACCAAAGCAGAAUGAAUGUCCCUUUCCGUAUUGGCAGCAUCAAGGGUGAUGAAGCACUGGAAAAGAAAUUUCUUGAGAAAGCUGUGGAACUUAACAUGAUAUCUCUGAAGGGACAUCGAUCUGUUGGAGGAAUCCGUGCCUCUUUAUAUAAUGCAGUAACUGUAGAAGAUGUUGAGAAGCUUUCAACAUUCAUGAAAAGCUUCAUGAAGAUGCAUCAAUCAUAAAUGCCUAUGGGUUAGAGCCUUGCUGCACAUCUGCGAAAUAGAAGCUAAAGGGUUUAAAAGUUACGGUGGUACCGCACAGCUAUAGCGCACAAGUUAUAUUGUCUUUUAGUUCCUGUAGCUAUUUUAGUUAACUCAUGGGGAUUGAGGCCCAAUCUUGCAAUGACUUGACAGCCUUGGCUUCACUGAAGGUGAGGACCUCCAAACUGGUUAAGAUUUGGUUCCAAGAUUUUCAAACCAGUACUCUUAACAUGUAGUUAAAACCUGAGUAGUGUUAUGAGGUGCAAUAGAUCUGAGUCUGUUUCCUGCUUCUAGUCACAAAUGGCUUCAGCAAUGCCUUGUUUUCAGUAAACUAAAGGAGGCAAAACUUGUCAUAAGGUUUCUUUAAUGCUUUACAAAUAAACUGACUGCACAGUUAAGCUAUAACUAACAUUAAGUGUUCUCUAGGAUAUCUGGUUGCUCUAUCAGAUAUGUUCCAACACUAUUUAGGAGUUAAUAUUGGUGUUUUUAACUUGAGGACCUUGCCUUCAGACUUCUGCUGUCGUGCAGACUAUCCUAACAGUUUCAUGUGCCAAUGGCCAUUGUGAUUAAAGUCUGUAGGACUGGGCCUUUUUGCAUAUUUUCAUUUAUUGGCUUAAAGCUAGGAUGCAUGAGUCUGUAAUUAAAUCAAUUUAUAAGAUGUUUAUUUCUCUAUACAUUUUGUAUAUUAAACCUCUCUAGGUUAUUAAUUUUAUAUUCUUAUUUUGGAAUAUGCGUAUUUGCUCCUGCCAAAAAUUUGUUUUUAAUUUGUUAACCUUGUGCCAAACUGGAUUGCUGUGUUCCACUCAAUGGAUCUGUAACUUUCUGUACACUGACUUCCUAGCCUGAAAUGCAGGAGACUUUCUUGCCUGGUGCUUCUUAAAAGUCUUCCAUCUCUGGUUGAUUACAUAUUUUCUCUGCCUUUUUGUUGUAUCCGUUCUGUAGCAUUUUGUACAUGGGGCUUUGCUUUGCCCAGCUGCAGUCUUGACUUCUGUGCCUUCUCCUGGCACCACUUUUAGUUAAGCUUUCUCACUUGAUUUUUCUGGCUUAUUCCAGGCUUUGAUACUUGGGACUAGAAAGGAAAUUGUGGCUAUGCAAAGGUCUCAAGAACAUCUUCUGUGAUAGUACCCUCAAGUUAAUUCUCAUUGUGUGAAUUUACUGCCAAUGAUGAGAUAUUGACACAUUCCUUAGAUUUUAACUUACAUAGAUGCUAUCUGUUAACAUCACAGUGUUUAGCAUCAUUACUGCAGAUCAUUUUAGACUUGAAGCUCUUUGGUACAGGAUUGGGAUUUUUUAAUUUCUAUGUGACACCAGUACGGUGGUAACAAUUUAAUAAUGACAGACCAUCUCUUUCGUGGUGGAACCCUACAGCAAGUCAGUGAAAUUGUGCUAGGAUUGAAUUACAUUCCUCUCUGAAAAGUCAUCAUUUUGUGACUACUGUUUUGAGAUUUAUUUUGUCAGCUUAGUGUAACUCAAUGUAAUUAAACAAAUUGGGUGAAGAAAAUAAAAUAUAAUCACAGCAUGCCAUGAGGUACCAGUGUGUCUGAAGCUUUUGGUUUUGUUACUUUCAGAAGGAUGAGAAGUCAUCCAUAAUGUGUGCUAGAAAUUUGCUUUACAGUGUUGUCGUUGUCCCUAAAAAAACAAGCUUCCCUCUGGUAUGUUUUCUUUGUUUCUGAAAAUAGUCAUCUCUCCAACUAGCGUAGAAACAAGAGCAUUGUUAUGAGAAGGUUUUGAGAACCCUCUUUGCCCUGCCAAUCAUGAAGAUCUUAAUUCAGAUGCAGUAUGAAGCUUUCUGACUUUCUAAAAUUCUUCUUCCUCUGAAUUGUGUACUUUUCUUUCGGUAGUAGCUGUGGCUCAUGUGUCUCCAGAAGUUAGUAAACCUUUCUGGUUUUUUAUAGUGUUACAUU
This is a messenger RNA of Colius striatus (speckled mousebird), 3053 nucleotides long. RefSeq names its product phosphoserine aminotransferase 1 (gene PSAT1). The record is from RefSeq and is a predicted model, not a curated record. The transcript is spliced from 9 exons. The coding region runs from base 19 to 1131 and encodes 370 amino acids. Gene Ontology annotation, cellular component: cytoplasm. NCBI's taxonomy places the organism in Eukaryota, Metazoa, Chordata, Aves, Coliiformes, Coliidae. Gene Ontology annotation, biological process: L-serine biosynthetic process. Gene Ontology annotation, molecular function: O-phospho-L-serine:2-oxoglutarate transaminase activity; pyridoxal phosphate binding.